Messenger RNA from Papilio polytes (common Mormon), 3972 nucleotides. Its product is annotated as E3 ubiquitin-protein ligase LRSAM1-like. NCBI's taxonomy places the organism in Eukaryota, Metazoa, Arthropoda, Insecta, Lepidoptera, Papilionidae. The record is from RefSeq and is a predicted model, not a curated record. The coding region runs from base 286 to 2403 and encodes 705 amino acids. The transcript has a single exon. Gene Ontology annotation, molecular function: protein binding.
AUCGGUAUUGUCAAAAUGAUAACAUAAUACUUAACAAAGAAUUUAGGAAUUGCAAAGUGGUGGAAUUAGUAACAAUAUCUUUAUCAUUGUCUGUAAUUUAUAGAUAAACGAAGCAGCCGUUUGCUUAAGCAAGCAAUGUAUCGCGAAAGUAUAUCCUUUAUUGCGUUGCGGUGUGUAUGACUGAUAAUUGAUGUAUACUCGGUGAAUAAUUAAUAAACUUGUGUAAUUAAUAUAAUGCAUCGGUGACAGUGUUUUUAGGAGUUUCGUAAUAUUAUUUAUAUUUUCAUGGGUUGUGCUGUGUCAAGUGUUCAGAGAGCAACGAUGACGUUGUUACACAAAAAUACCAACGACGCGCGAGCUAAAUUGGAGCGGAAAUUGUACUUGGCUAAGGAAUCACCUGAGCCAGACUUUGAUCUAUCUGAUUGCGAGCUACGACAAUUACCAUCUGGAAUAUUUUCCAUUUGUAAAGUGUUCAGGAAAGAUAAUCUAUAUUUACAAAAUAACUAUUUACGAACAUUGGACCAUGGAGGUUUGUUAACAGAUUUACACCUCAUUAAGAUUAUCGAUUUAAGCUGCAAUAGGUUUAGUCAUUUGUCUAAUGACAUAAGAUACUUAGUUAACAUCACGGAACUACAUUUACAACAUAAUCAGCUAAAAGCAAUACCAGAUGGUAUAAAAUAUUUGGAAAACUUAAGAAUAUUGGAUGUUUCAAAUAAUAAAUUGACCAAUCUGACACCGUCAAUAGGUAGUUUAAAGGCUUUAAAUUAUUUAAAUUUACGUCAGAAUGAGGACUUGACUGAAUUAUGUCCGGAAAUUUGUUUAGCUCGUAAUUUAGGACAAAUAGAUCUUGAUGGAGAUCAGUUUACAUUCCCGCCUUCGGAAAUAACAUGCAGAGAUACCAAAGCGAUAAUGAUGUUUUUAUGUGAAUCAAUAAAUAUAGAGUAUAUACCUCCUUUAGUAACAGAGACUGAAGACUUACAAGUUCGUGAAAUACAUAAAAGUCACAAUCCUUUUAUUAGGCAAAAUACUGUGACAUGGGAGGAGCAAGAGGCGGCUAUAAUUGAACAAGAGAGAAAGAUACAUAAAGCAAAUCAGGAACAAAGAGACAAGUUCUUAUCAGAGAUUAUUCAGGACCAAAUAAACCUAGACACAGAAAUAGCUAAAGUCCAUGAAGUGAGGGAAGUUGAAAGGCAGAGGUUAAUAAAAGCAAUACAGGAUAAUGAAAAAGAUAUUGAUAUAACAGUAAAGAACUUCAUUCAAUCGGAUGGUCUUAAGCCAGAAGUUAUACAACAACAACUGGCUUAUGAAAAAGCAGAGCAUGAUAGGCUUCUUGAAUUAACUAGACAGAACUAUGAUAAUAUUAAAAAAUCUGAAGUUUUAAAGGCAAUGGAAAAUCUUAUGAAUGAUGAAAAUUCAGUUCAAUACUUUUUGAAAGGUUAUAAAGAUAAUUUAAAUAAUAUCAAAGAAAAUAUAAUAAUACAAGAAUCAGAGAGUAAUUCAAAACUGUCAGAAUUUUUAAAUGCUAAAGAUAACUCACGGACAGUUUUAGUUCAACAACUUUUGGAAGAUGAGGAUAUUCAAAAAGCACUUGUCACAUCGUUACUGGAAAAAGUUGAUGCAAAGACGUGGAGCUUGAACGAGGAAAUAUCAUUAAUUUCGUCACAUCUUGCUAAACUAAGUGUUAUUGAACAAGAAAAGAAAAAAUUACACAUCACAUAUAAUUAUAAUGAAUUGCUAGAACAAAGGGUGCAACUUGUUAAUUUAUUAGAUGAUUUGUAUGCUCAAAGAAACAAACGAAGGAAGCAACUUAUUGAAACUAUAAAGGAAGCUGAGAUUGAAAACAAUACCAGCAAAGAUUUCUGGUUGAAAAACUAUCAGAAGCUUAUUGAUUCAGCACCUAAAAACUUGCUAAAUGUGAGUAAACAUUUGGACCCAAUAUUAGCAAAUUACCUUUUACAAGAAAGUGUUAUACAUUGCUUACCAUUUUUGGUGAAAUUUUUAUUUUCUGGUGAAUUUUUGGGUAAUAUAACUUCAGAAAAGUUGAAAGAAAGUGGUGUAACACUUUCAGUUGAUAGAGAUGGGAUAAUGAGGGCUAUAAACCUCUAUAUAAAUGUAAAAUUAUCUAAUGGCAAUCAAGAAAUAUUGAUCAGGGAUAAAAACAAUUUCCAACCUACUGCUCCUUUAGAUGUUGAGGACCAAGCAUGUUCAGGAGUGCUGACUGUGAAAGAAGAACAAAAUGAAUUGGAAGGGGAAUGUGUAAUAUGUAUGGACGCUAGAUCGGAGAUAGUUUUUGUACCUUGUGGCCAUAUGUGUUGUUGUGAAAGAUGUUCUAUUACUGAAAUUGAAUUGUGUCCUAUGUGUAGGACAGAGGUGGAAAGAAAAAUCAAAGUUUUGAUAGCAUGAUUUGAGUGAUCAGUUAAAUUUAUUAAAAUUUGCUCAUUUCUAGAAUUUAAGAAGUCGUUCCCUGGAUUAUAUUUUCACUAAUCAGGUUUUAACACAUUUUUGAUUGUGUUUGAAAAUUGAGUGUUAAAAUUUUGCUAUGCUAUUUAUACAGUUUGCUAAAAGCACAUAACUUUUAAACAUUUGAUGUAAUAAGAGACUAUGUUGAAGACAUUGGUUUGUAAUAUAAAUAAUUAUUUGUGUAUGUAUGCAUUUUUAUAUUUGUUAAAUACCUUACUAUUGGACCUAAAUAUAGACAUAGAAUUUUUGAUCAAUGACACUAGUGUCGUAAGUUUUAUAAACUACAUUAUGAUUGACUUACAAUAUAAACCAAAUAUAAAAAUUGUUAAAUAAAGAUACACUAUAACCUGUUUUGCUACUAUUAUAAAAUGCAAAUUUGCUGAUUUUGCUUCGAAAUUUUUGUAAGAUAAAGUUAAUCUUGUGCCUUCAUUUGUAUUGUUUACUUUCUAUGAUGUCGACAGUUUUGAUACAUUCCAUUCGGUAUAUUUUAUUCCAUUCGAACAGUGCAAUGUUGCUAUUUAAUAAUAUUUACUGUGUAACAACACUAUCAAUAAUAUUGUAGUAUUUUUUUUGUAAUGGGAAAUACUAACAUAACGUUUAUCAUGAUAUUGAUUGUUGUUUGUCUUGGAUUUAAUGUCUACUUAGUGAUGAUAGAAAAAGGUUGUUAUUCAAGGUUAUUUUUCCCUGUCAUGUGGCAGUAACCACUAUGUUAAUCUUUCAACCUCAGCAUUAUUUACCCUUAAUUUUAUUGAAAAAAGUAGUGUGAGAGAGAGUGUGUUCAUAUAUAUCGUAAAUUUGUUUUUUCUAUAUUUUCGUAUAUGUAUAAAUAUUUGAAGAACCUAGUGCCUGAAGUUUACCAGGUUUUCUGGUUUUUAACAAAAAUAAAAUUCAAGUGAAAUAUUUCUAAGUGAUAUUUGUAUGUUUGUUGUUGACAAGAACUGCGCACUAAAUUAUACUUGUCACUUAAUGGCUGUGAAUUAUUGAGUCAAUUUUCUAACUCAUUUGCUUGUAUUAACAUGGAACUAAUUUAUUUAAAAAACCUUUUAAUCGUAAUGCUUUAAUUUAUUUUUCUAUUUUCAGUUUCAGUAUUAUGUUUCGUUAGUAUUAAAUUCAUUUAAUUUCUUGUAAAUUGUAAACUAUAAAUACAUUUAGGGACAAAGGAUGGAGGAGGACAAAAGUCAAAAUACACGCUUUUCAAGACCUUAUUGUUCUUCUGUUAACAAAUAGGUGCAUUAUCAAAGUCACUAAAUGUUAAUACAUUUCUGCAAUUAUUGUAAUUGAAUUAAAUCUACCAUAUACCGAACAACUAGUUUUUUAGUUAUACCAAUGUUAUAUCUUUUUAAUAUCUACAUUCAGUGCCAUGAUUUCUUUAUUUUAUUUUAACACAGUAUUGUGAGUAUUAAUUGAUUAAUAUCCUUUUAUGAAAAUAAUAUAUUCGUUUUUCUGGUUUGAACCAAAUUUUAACAUGUUUAAAAAAUAAUUGCUUUUAAUUAAGUGCUGUAAUUGAAUUUU